Thlaspi arvense is the source of this 2400-nucleotide messenger RNA. The record is from the annotation of a GenBank genome assembly. Lineage: Eukaryota; Viridiplantae; Streptophyta; Magnoliopsida; Brassicales; Brassicaceae.
AUGGCUGGUGCUUUGGUUCAGUCGACUAAUUUUCUUUCUUCAGUUGCUGGUGAAAGGCAUGGCCAGCUCAAGGGGUCUAGCAAGACAAAAAGGAAUGUGAAAGUGAUGUGUAUUUCCCAAGCAUCUUCUUUGAGGAUGAGAAGUUUUUCUGGGUUGCGAGGAGUUAAUGCUCUAGAUAAUAUGCUUAGAACUGGUCAUAAUUAUAUAGGAUCUGAGCAUUUGCUAUUGGGAUUGCUUCGUGAGGGUGAAGGUGUUGCAGCUCGUGUUCUUGAGAAUUUAGGUGCUGAUCCAAGCAACAUCCGAACACAGGCAAGUUUUGUCACUAUCCCAGUCAUUCGAAUGGUUGGAGAAAGCACAGAAGCUGUUGGUGCGGGGGUUGGUGGGGGAUCCAGUGGCAAUAAAAUGCCAACGCUAGAGGAAUAUGGCACUAAUUUGACAAAAUUGGCAGAGGAGGGUAAACUGGAUCCAGUUGUUGGAAGGCAGCAGCAAAUAGAACGUGUGACCCAAAUUUUGGGUCGGCGGACCAAAAAUAAUCCCUGCCUUAUUGGAGAGCCUGGUGUUGGAAAGACAGCUAUUGCAGAAGGGCUUGCUCAAAGAAUUGCAAAUGGUGAUGUUCCAGAAACAAUAGAAGGCAAGAAGGUCAGUAGGAGUGUUAUAUUUAUUGCAUUGGUUGAAGUGAUAGCUUAUGAGAAUGUUAUAACCCUGGAUAUGGGUCUAUUGGUUGCUGGCACAAAAUAUCGUGGAGAGUUUGAGGAGAGACUGAAGAAGCUGAUGGAAGAAAUUAAACAAAGUGACGAAAUAAUAUUGUUUAUUGAUGAGGUGCACACGUUAAUUGGAGCUGGAGCAGCAGAGGGGGCUAUUGAUGCUGCCAACAUAUUGAAGCCAGCUCUUGCAAGAGGUGAAUUGCAGCCCGUGAAGGUACCUGAACCUUCUGUUGAUGAAACCAUACAGAUUUUGAAAGGGCUCCGUGAGAGAUAUGAGAUACACCACAAACUUCGAUACACAGAUGAGGCACUAGUAGCUGCAGCUCAGUUGUCGUACCAAUACAUUAGUGAUCGAUUCUUGCCUGAUAAAGCAAUUGACUUGAUUGAUGAAGCUGGUUCUCGGGUUAGGCUUCGCCAUGCUCAGCUUCCAGAGGAGGCUAGAGAGCUUGAGAAAGAGUUGAGGCAGAUCACAAAAGAGAAGAACGAAGCUGUCCGCAGCCAGGACUUCGAAAAGGCAGGGGAAUUGCGGGAUAGAGAGAUGGACCUCAGAGCUCAGAUUACAGCUAUAGUAGACAAAGGGAAAGAAAUGAGCAAAGCAGAGACUGAAGCUGGGGAUGGAGGGCCUGUGGUGACAGAGGCAGACAUUCAACACAUUGUGUCUUCGUGGACUGGCAUUCCUGUUGAGAAAGUAUCAACUGACGAAUCUGACCGUCUCCUUAAGAUGGAAGAGACACUCCACAAGCGAGUGAUUGGUCAGGAUGAGGCUGUGAAAGCCAUCAGCCGUGCCAUUCGUCGUGCUCGUGUUGGACUGAAGAACCCCAAUCGGCCUAUUGCUAGUUUCAUCUUUUCUGGUCCAACUGGUGUUGGAAAGUCAGAACUGGCCAAGGCACUGGCUGCCUACUACUUUGGCUCUGAAGAAGCCAUGAUUCGGCUUGAUAUGAGUGAGUUCAUGGAGAGACACACCGUCUCCAAGCUUAUUGGUUCUCCUCCUGGUUAUGUUGGUUAUACUGAAGGAGGUCAGCUGACAGAGGCUGUUAGGAGGCGUCCCUACACUGUAGUACUAUUCGAUGAAAUUGAAAAGGCACAUCCUGAUGUCUUCAAUAUGAUGCUCCAGAUUCUUGAGGAUGGAAGGUUGACAGAUAGCAAGGGCAGAACUGUUGAUUUCAAGAACACACUAUUGAUAAUGACAUCAAAUGUGGGAAGCAGUGUGAUUGAGAAAGGAGGGCGCCGAAUAGGCUUCGAUCUUGACUAUGAUGAGAAGGAUAGCAGUUACAACCGAAUCAAGAGCCUGGUCACUGAGGAACUCAAGCAAUAUUUCAGGCCAGAGUUCUUGAAUAGGUUGGAUGAGAUGAUUGUUUUCAGGCAGCUUACAAAACUAGAGGUGAAGGAGAUUGCAGAUAUAAUGCUCAAAGAAGUCUUUGACAGGCUUAAGUCCAAGGACAUUGAGCUUCAGGUCACCGAGAGAUUUAGAGAUAGGGUGGUUGAGGAAGGAUAUAACCCAAGCUAUGGUGCGAGGCCACUUAGGAGAGCCAUAAUGAGACUCUUGGAGGACAGCAUGGCUGAGAAGAUGCUGGCCAGAGAGAUCAAAGAAGGGGAUUCGGUUAUUGUUGAUGUUGAUACUGAUGGUAAUGUGACUGUUCUCAAUGGUAGCAGUGGUGCCCCUCCUGAGUCACUGCCCGAACCAAUUGCCGUAUAG